AUGGACGCAAUCGCCGAUGACACUCGGACAUUCUUCAUUGACCUAUGCCGAAGGUAUCGAACGAAUCAUGAGUUUCUAGAAGGUAUCUACCACAUUUUGUUUGGAAAUCGCGAGCUUGGGUUUCCGGGUACAAAGACGGCCCAACGCAGACAGCUCACCAACUUUGCGCCCCUGGUACCGCAUAUGAUCAUGGCCAAGCCUGAUGUUGUCGAUGGCGCGAUUCCCCAAGGUCGGCAACCCCAAAUGAUGGAUGACCUUGAGGAUCUCAUCAUUCCAUUCGUCAUCAGUGAGGAUGACGGCAAUAAGGAGGACGAGAACAUGAUGGUUGCGCCCAAUUUCUUUUUCUACAACCGGCUCGAAGACAAAGAUGGCUCUGCGGGGAGCCGUGCGGCCUUGCAUUGCGGUGCUCUAGGGGCACGAGCGAUGCAUGAGAUACAGUGUUAUGGAAGAGCCAAAUCGUAUGACAAGAUGGCAUACACCUAUGUUGCGGUGCUAAUGACAAACCACAUGACCAUUUAUGCCAUUCAUCCGAUCGAGUCGCAGGCUCCGAAUCGCGAAACAGACUACCAGAUGACACAGAUAAAAGCAUUUCAGUUUGGAAAGUUGGAUGAGUUUAAGAGUGGGAUUGCGGCGUUUAGGAAUCUAAGGGAACACGCCCGAUCCGUACGGAGACGGCUCUUCGUGAAUCUAGAGAGAAACUCCGAUGACACGAGCGACGACAGCAAUGAUAGCGGUGGCAAUGGUGGGGGUUACAAGAAUAACUCCAAUAGCGAUGACCAGGAAACUAGCUCCAGUGACAGCAUAGGGGACAGCGAGGACAGCGAGAACAGCACAGGGCAAGGUACAUCGGCCUCGAACCAGAGAGAAUCGGAUCCUCCACGGGAGUCCAGUCCACCGACGAAACGGGUAAAGAUACGAUUAUGGCCAAAACCAUAA
Messenger RNA from Aspergillus ibericus CBS 121593, 936 nucleotides. RefSeq lists its product as uncharacterized. The record is from RefSeq and is a predicted model, not a curated record. Lineage: Eukaryota; Fungi; Ascomycota; Eurotiomycetes; Eurotiales; Aspergillaceae. Bases 1 to 936 code for a protein of 311 amino acids. The transcript has a single exon.